This is a messenger RNA of Fimicolochytrium jonesii, 4662 nucleotides long. RefSeq names its product mono-functional DNA-alkylating methyl methanesulfonate N-term-domain-containing protein. The transcript is spliced from 21 exons. NCBI's taxonomy places the organism in Eukaryota, Fungi, Chytridiomycota, Chytridiomycetes, Spizellomycetales, Powellomycetaceae. The record is from RefSeq and is a predicted model, not a curated record. Bases 85 to 4308 code for a protein of 1407 amino acids. Gene Ontology annotation, molecular function: nucleic acid binding; protein binding. Gene Ontology annotation, cellular component: nucleus.
CUCAGUUCCAUGUCAGAAAGGUCAGAACAUUCCCACGCUGGCUAGGCAACCGCAUAGUAUUGCUACUGUUUAAAUAGCUGUGCAAUGGCUCUGACGGACCAGCCCGCACUUCUGCGUUCCACAUCAUCGUCGUUAUCAACUUCACCGGUUUAUGCCUAUAUUCACAAUGUCUUGAAGUCGCCCGUCGUUUGUGAAGCUAUCCCGUGCUACUUCCCAGCGUUAGCGGACCGCUUUUCUGGCGGUGCUCAGGCUCUUUGGAUCAAGGAACAUACGCUGGAACUGAGAAUAUUGACUUCUGGCCUGGGCGACGAACCUCUUUGGACUACCGUUAUAGAGCAACCCGUGUUUGGGCAGAUUAGAGCGGUGGCUGUUUGCUUCCUGAGAAAAAGUCAGCUUGCUUCAUAUGGUAGCGCGGCGUCAGCCAGCACAGACGCACGGUGUCCAUGUGAGGGCAACGAAAACGAAACAGGAGAGCCUCAUGUCGUGUGCACUUCCGAUUCCGGAUACUUGAGCAUUCUCAGGGUAGAAUGCGAUGAUGAUGGAAGGGCUCAGUUUGUCGCUGUGCAGCAGAUUGCACUUGACAAACCUGGUUUAGAUUCUACUGAGCUGGGGCACGCCAUUGCUGUAGAUCCUCUUUCGCGAGCACUUGCUGUAUCCGCUUUGGAACAAAAAGUCAAGAUCUAUGACUUGUCCGAUGGGACCGGGAGCAUAGCAGAGGCGCAGUUUGUGAUAGUGGAAGAGACGGGCAUAAUAUGGCGCAUCGCCUUCGUUCAGCCUGACUCAGCCACCGACCUUGUCCGGCUUGUCAUCGUGAAAACAUCGAACGGCGCGCUAUCGGUCGUUAUCACUGAGUAUGAUGCGACAAAGUCGUUCGCGAGCAUGCGACGAUGGGCUGAACAUGUGGUUGCGCAAGAUGCUGUGCCGCUGGAAGUGCUCGCUCUUAGAAGUCUUCCGAACUCUUUAAUCAUCAUAACGGACUCCAGCAUGCACUUCGUACGAAUAGGAUCCACUCGCCUCGAGCUAGUUGAUCUUCCUCCCCUUCGAAUCUCCCAAGACACUCCUGUUCACCAAACCCCAAUAGCAGCCACACGCACAUGUUCCCACCCGCUCGCAAGUGCAGACACAAUCUUCGUCGCCACAGAGGAGGAACAUCUCUUCCGAUUGGACUUCGCUGCCGGGGAGAAAGAGGUUUCGAUUCGCCAUGUCGAGCAUGUGAAGUUUAGUGUACGAGCCAUGGCGGCGUUUCCGAUGUUGGAUGACGCGAGUGGAGAUGGCUCGACGUGGGUGGCUAUGUUUGGAGAUAUGUGCGAUGGAGUGACGCUUGCGCUGGACGCAAACUCAACUCCUAUCUCCGAGUCCACCAUCCCGAACUGGGCACCUAUCGUCGACUUCAAGCUGGUCGAUAUCCACCGAGAAGGACACGACUCCCUGCUGCUCACCAGCGGUCGGCUGAAUCACAGCCCCAGACCGGCGGGCAGUAUCAGGGAGAUCAGGAACGGGAUUGCGGUGAACGUGCAUGCGUCUGUUGAAGAUGGGGCUGUGGGUGCUUCCGCUCUUUGGGGACUCAAGCGGGGUGUUGAUUCCAAAGAAGAUACCUUCAUUGUGAUCUCAUUUGUGGACGAAACCAGAGUAAUGGCUUUGCAAGACGGCGAGCUCGAGGACAUAAGCGCUAUAAGCGGUUUCGAUACAUCCUUCCCCACCCUAUGUGCCUCAGCCCUGUCCCUCGGAAAAGACACCCUGCACGCCCAAAUACAUUCGCACGGGGUCGUUAUCUCGAACUUAUCCGACUGCAUUGAUAAGCCGUCUGAACCCGUGCGAAAGUUGGCGUGGGAACCACCACCUGAGGAUUCGAAUGUGGCGGACGAAGGUCAUACGCGUGCGAGACUGCUGUUUGGGGGCGCAGUGAGCGACUUGCUGGUAGUCUGCACGGCGAAGAUGGUGUAUUGUCUGCAGGUUGUAAGGCAAUCCUUCACCGGGUUCCUCCCCGAUAUCAACAUCCGGCGAGUCGCGCAAGUGGAUCUCUCAAUAGCGGGAAUCACCCCAUCCUGUCUCUACACAUUCUCCUUACCAACCCUCGCUCCCGACGAUGUUCCAUCUUCCAUCCCUCCCGCCCCAAGACGUUUCUGCGCAAUCGGAACAUUCUCCCCAUCAAUACUCCUCCUGUCGCUCAACUCUGACCACGGCAGUGAAGCACUAAGUGUCGCAGCCCACGUCUCGUUAGACAAUCUCGGCGCAGAGGGAAGUAUUUGUAUACCCCAAUCCUUCGCAGUCGUCAGAGAUUCCGACUCGGCACACGAAAAUCCAGGCAGUUUGUUCCUAGCGGGGUUGCGAGACGGGACACUCGUGUCCUUCCGAAUAGUCUCGGAAGCCAGCGGAGGAAUCUCGCUUACGCAGGCUAAGGCUCGACGGCUUGGAUACUUCCCGGUCCAGCUAGUGACGGAUACGAGGGACGCGGCGGAUUUUGCGCUUGCGUUGGCUGAUACGCCGUGGAAGGUGUCGGUGGGGGAGUUGGGGGAGACGAAGUUGGAGAGUUUGUCGUGUCCUAGGAUCAUACACGCCACUCCGUUCAACUUCCCCAACAUCGCACAUGGCUACAUGACAUUGUCCAAGAACAGCAUGCAGUUCAUCGAACUGGACACGCAGAAGCGGAUCAAUAUGCGGGCCGCGGAAGUCGAUCAGAUUCCGCGACGCAUCUUGUACGAUGAGGUGACGCGAAAAGCGGUGGUUGCCGUUUCGUCACCGGGCAAUAGUCGGAAUCCUCGGUCGGAGAUCAUAGUUAUGGAUUCAUUGAGCGGAAAGGUUUACGUCAAGGAGAAGCUCCAACCCAACGAAGUCGUUUACGCUUUGACAUCUUGGAACGUAAAAGAAGGCAAACGCUACAUCUGCGUCGGCACAUGGGGCUACAUUCCACCCUCACCGCCCUCGCCAGACCCAAAUGCCACUCCAGAACGCAAAGGCCGAGUUCUAGUAUACAAUCUCAAAGCGUAUGAGAAGAAAGACCGAGAUCGCGAUACCUCAAUGGAGAUUGAUGAUUUAGAUGUGAGGAGGAGGCCGACGCCGGAGAAAAAGUCGGUUAUGUAUAAGAUGAAGCGACUUGGGGAAAUGUUCCUCAAGGGACCAGUGCAUGCGAUUUCUCCAUUCGUGAACAGCUACCUACUGGCCUCCGCAGGCGAUGUGUUCUACCAACUCAAGAUCGAUGCACAUACGAGAAAGCUAGUUGUUCGCACAACGGUACAAUGUCGAUGGCCUAUCCAAAGCAUUGGUGUAUAUGGCACCCGCGUGGUCAUGGGAGGGCAGCGCGAGUCAGUUUCGUAUUGGGACUAUGACCUUGCUACGAAGAAGUUUACGUUUCUGAAAAGUGAUCGGUAUUCCCGUCCCAUCGCCGACUGUCUCCCCUUCUCCGACUCUCUCACAAUGGCAACCGACAAGUGCGGCACGCUUGUCUGCUUCUCCUCUGGCUCAAAUUCAGCAGCGACGGAGCGCACCCUGGAUACCGUCUUCAGCUUCUACCUCGGUGAAACGAUCCCGAAGCUCCAUAUGGGUUCCCUGAGCAAGGAUCUGACGUCUCAUCAGUCAAGGGCUGUCGCUUCGGCAGUAGGCUCCUCGUCUCUAUACCCUUCUGCGAAGCCGCCUAUCGAAGGUGUACCGCCUGCCGAAUCGGUUCGCUGGCCAGGCACGGCCGAUGACGACGUUAUCUCAAUACUGUGGCAUUCCGCAUCCGAAGGUCCAUCGUCUUCAGUCGGGACAAGCACAGUGUCUCUACCAGACGCGAGCAAAGCAGAUUUCUCGAAACCUGUUCGCUAUUACCAAUCGGCGUCACGCUCAGUAUCGCAAUAUGAGGCAAAGUUGCACAGCUCGGCCGAAGUUCUGUAUGGAUGCUCGGUACUAGGAAGCGUAUUUGCGAUCGCUCGAAUCGAGAAGGAUGCGUAUCGCAAAUUGAAGACUUUGGAGGAAGUUCUGGCGCAGAUUGAAGCGACUAAACCGUUGCUCGGCAACGACCAUUCGCGGUACCGCGCUCAAGGCCCCGAUCAACCCACCUUUUCCGUCAAAGCAACGCCGAGCGGCCCAGCUCCCCUCGUCCCCAUCACAUCAACAAAACCGCACUCGACAACCAACGUAAUCGACGGAAUCCUCAUCUCCCAGUUUCUAUUACUCUCCCGUCAAUCUCAAUCCGCCAUCAUGGACCUCUGGAACGAGCGGUGGGCAGAACUGAACCCGAUUAUGAUGCUGCAAGGUGAAGCGACUGCUCAGUUUGGUGUUGACGACAUGCUGAGGUUGAUUCGCGGCGUGCAGCGUGUUUGCUGCUGAUGCGGUCCAUACUCCGGGUGUAUAUGCGUGGUGUAUCGUCUCGAUUGCUUCGGAUAGCUUCGUCUAGCAGGAGCAAGAUGUAAUUAGCGAGUUUUUGGCAAUGAAAUGAUGUAGAUACCGCAUGGAAAGAUAACGGACAUGGGUCCUCAAGCGUGCCACCGUUUCGUUCAGUGAGAUGGAAAGAUGGAACGCACAGAAAAUGUGACAGAUCGCGCUGUCGUAUUCUGUCAAGGCCGGGAUUUAACGCGAUUAAGGGAAUCCGAGCAUUUCACGCAUCCUCGAAGUUAGAAUGGCUACGUUUUGAAUCGAGGCUUUUUGCCUCUCAAUGGAGGGCAGCGAACCCUCUGGUUCAAU